Molecule: messenger RNA, 8996 nt
Organism: Metopolophium dirhodum (rose-grain aphid)
Lineage: Eukaryota; Metazoa; Arthropoda; Insecta; Hemiptera; Aphididae
Product: glutamate-gated chloride channel alpha-like
Exons: 12
Coding region: 668-2080 (470 amino acids)
Biological process (GO): nervous system process; chloride transmembrane transport; signal transduction
Cellular component (GO): membrane; neuron projection; synapse
Molecular function (GO): transmembrane signaling receptor activity; chloride channel activity; extracellular ligand-gated monoatomic ion channel activity
Source: RefSeq, a predicted model, not a curated record
AUCAAAAUUCAAAAUUCUCACCAUAACGUCGUUAUAAACUUAUAGUUAAACGGCUAAUAAAAUAAUAUAAUUUCGUACGAAUAUACAAUGUAUAAUAAUAUUAUUUGUAAGCCGGACAGCACAAAUAUUGUAAUAUAUCUGCAGAAAAAGUAAAAAAUAUAUUUCCCUAAAUUAUAUAAAAAAAUAUACCUAAUAUAAAACAUAGUAUUAGUAAUGUCAUUAUUGUGGCAAUAUAUUAAGUAUGCGAAAAAAAGGUACCUACGUGAGUACACAACAUCCGUUUUCGAUCCGUAAAUGAACAGAAUGUAAUCAUAAUAAUAAUAGUAAUAAUAUUAGUACCUAAUCAACUGCACCUCAGUACUACAUAUAAUAUUAUUACCAUCUCGCAACGGUAUCGUUUCGGUUAUCUACCGACUAGGUACCGAGUAAAUAUUACUGAUCGUUUGCGGUUCAGAGUGGCGCCACGUCGUCGUCGUCUUAACUUCUUAUCUUUAGACGUCUAGACGGCGUUAGCGGGGACGGCCGUCUUCCGAUGCCGAUGGUCAUUUAUUAUUUCGGUCACGUUGCGCACACUUAACAAAAUGAACGGAAAAUCAGUGUUUUCAAAUUAAUCUCAAGUCGUAAUCGAUGUUUUGGAUCACGGUCUGUUCCUUACAAAUGCCAUAGAAUGGAACGAAUAUGGAGGCUGCUACAAGCGGCUUCCUUUCUCGUACCGUUACUACAAAACGUGUUAUCAGAUAGCUCAGACGUGUUUGAAAAUGGAAAAUCAGACAAAGAGAUACUCGAUAAUUUGGUGAACCCAAACAGAUAUGACAAAAGAUUAUUGCCACCAGUGGACGAUCAAGAUUUUUGUUGUGGGAUGAAAACACCUCAAGACGUGAGAGUGAUACUUCCUUCGGCCAACAGACAUCCUAUUCGUAAAGGGCCUUUGUUAGUAAAUGUCAGUGUGCUAUUACUCAGUCUGGCCUCACCCGACGAGUCUAGUUUGAAGUACGAAGUUGAAUUUUUACUGCAACAACAAUGGUAUGACCCUCGUUUGCGGUACUCGAACCAAAGCAGGUAUGAUUUUCUAAAUGCUAUUCACCACCACGGGGAUAUUUGGGUCCCGGACACGUAUUUCAUCAUGCACGGCGAUUUCAAAGCAUCGCUAAUACCAGUACACUUUUCUCUGAGGAUCUACAGGAACGGCAGUGUCCAUUAUUUAAUGAGACGCCAUUUGAUCCUGUCUUGCCAGGGUAUAUUGAACAUAUUUCCGUUUGAUGAUCCGCAGUGCACGUUUUCAAUGGAAAGCAUAUCAUAUGAAAUGUCAGCUAUAAAAUAUGUGUGGAAAAAUGAUGAAAGCACUUUGAAGAAGUCACCAUCGUUAAAAACUUUAAAUGCAUACUUAGACCGAAAUCAUACAACUGAAUGCCCGUCUACUGGCAGUUGGAGAGGUAACUAUAGCUGCCUUGAAGUGAAUUUGAUUUUUACCAGAGACAGAGCAUUCUAUUUUACUACGGUUUUCAUACCUGGUAUAAUAUUGGUGACUUCAUCAUUCAUCACGUUCUUUCUUGAAUGGAAUGCAGUGCCGGCAAGAGUAAUGAUAGGUGUAACUACAAUGUUGAAUUUUUUCACCACAUCGAACGGUUUCCGAAGUACUCUGCCAGUGGUAUCAAAUUUAACAGCCAUGAACGUUUGGGAUGGCGUGUGUAUGUGUUGUAUAUACGCCAGUUUAUUGGAGUUCGUGUUAGUAAACUACGUGGGACGAAAACGUUCAGACUGGCCGUUACCAAUUGUAUACCAGAAUAAAGAUCAAGACUACAAACAAAUAACGCAAAGUGACAAGACCCAAGGGGAAUGUUCCAGUUGUGGGCAAGGGGCGUGCACACAUUCGUUAUUACACAACACCUGCCCAUCAAAAACAGAAGAGCAAAAUAUCAGAAGCAACGGCGGCAACAAACGUAAAAUGCCGCCACACCCGAUACGGAUCGCUAAGACCAUCGACGUCAUCGCUCGCAUCACAUUUCCUACGGCAUACGCAGUGUUUCUGAUAUUCUUCUUCAUUCAUUACACUAGUCAUCCAAGCCAUUGGUCCCAGUAGACAUAUUAUUAUGUAUUAUACGGGUGGCUCAAGAAGCUCAACGUUUAUAUAUAGCAAUAUAAUAAUAAUUUAAUAUAAUAUUAUUCUAAAUACGAUCAAUACCGGUAUUGUUUACAACUUUGCAUUGGACUAAUAAAUUCAGGGGUCCAGUAAAAUGAUUCUAGAUCUAUAGAAACGAAAUUAAUUAGACUUGAUGAAAAAAAUCUCAUACCACGGACAAAAAACAUUUAUAAAGUGUAAUGAUAUUUGGUUAGGUAAAAUUAAAUGUGUACAUUAUGAGGAAAAAUAAAAACGUAAAUAUUUUUUAUUAUUUUUAAUUCUAUUCAAAAAAACAACAAAUUAUUCUUAACUGUAGCAACGCUAUUAAACUUCUAAAUUAUUUUGGUACUGUGGAUAUCUUUCUCGUGUAGCUAUGUGUGUAACUAUCUAGACAUAUUUAGGCAUUAUAAUCAAGUAAUAAUUUCAGAACUCACCCAAAGAAAAUAAUUUUUAAUUAUAAGAAGCAUUAAAUUACCGCUACAAAAAUACCAACUGGAAAAUAAUCCAACCCGUCUUAUAAGUUAGUUAAAAAAAAAUUUAAACACAUCAUUUUAUAAUAUACCUAUUAUUAUAUUAUGUUUUGUAUUGCCUACCUAUAUGCGUUUAUUGUUUAAUAAAUUACCGCGAUGUCGAUAUUAUAUAUUGUAGGUACUUACCUACUUAUGAAGAUUUUUUUUCCGUUGUUUGAGAUUUAUUUUUUCAAGAUUUUUUACCCAAUAGGAACCACUAAUUAUGUAAUAUCAUUUACAUAAUAAAUAUAAUACUAUCAGAUAUUCCGGCAAAUGGUAGGAAGUUGGCGUGCAGUAUUUUUGUGAUCGUACAAUGCAGAAGUUAUCGAACGACAGUUGUAGGUAGUUGUUGCGUGUAGGUACAGAUAUCAACGCAUUGGACGCAUUGACUUCAUUAACUAUUAUAAGUGCAAUGUGCAUAGGCGCAUAAUAUUAUAACGGUUUAAGAUACGGGUAGGUGUACUACACGGAUAUUGUAUAGACUUCAAGAUAUAAUAUUCACGUAUUUUGUUUAAUUGUAAAUUUACACUCAUGUGAUAUUUUAGUAGCAUUUGUUCGUUAAUUCUUAUUGUAUUAGGUACUAUUGUUUUUCUUUUGACAAUAAGUAACUUUUUUUAGGAUUGUAAAUUAUAAUUCGCAUAAGGUAUAUUAUAAUUGCCCCUGUAUUUUCAUACACUAUAACAUGUCUUGGUACAUGUUAGUGUUUUACUGUGUCUGUUUGAAAGUAACAAUUAAUAAUAGUCUCUUGGCCAUAUUAUUAUACCUACUACCUAGUAACUUUUUUUCUAUGUAUUCUUGUGUAACAUUUAUAUGAUUUAUGGAUCAUGAAAGCACUUAUGCUUACUUACCAUAGUUUCAAUAAAUAUUUAUCAUCCAAAUGUGAUAUGUAACUACUCCAUUCCCUGGUUCUUCAGUUGUACGAACGAUACUAAAAAGAACAAAAAAAUGUCACUUAAGUUCACCCUUAGGUACAUAUUAUCUAAAUAUCUUAAUGGUACAUUUCACCGUAACGUACAUUUCCUAAAAUUAAUAUCGUGAAAAAAAUGUAACGUAAAACUCAAACGCGCCUAUAAUCGAAAUGUUUGAUCGUAUUCGUACGGAAAUAGCCGCAUCGCAUAGUCGUGGACCAUAAAGUUAUAUUUACUUGUAUAGGCAACCGUUGAAAAAUAUACAGGUAAAACAUACUAGGCUCUCUUCAAAAUAUUUUAAUAUACUAAUAUUAUAGGUGUAUUAAUUAUACAUGUAUGAUGUAUACAGUAUUCUAUAAUAGAAUAACAAUAGUUGAUCCGAUACGGAAUCGAUACAAUUUCUAUUGGUUAUUUUUUCAUUUAUCAUCAUAGCUCAAUAAUAGUUUAUAUAAAUAGGUAUAUAUUGCGUUAUUUAUAGAUGAAGAUUUUAUUAAUAAUUCUAUUUCGAUCUGUUAAUACUUUCGGACAAUCAGAACCGUUUAUAUUAUAUUGUGUACGUCUGGAUCUUUAAACCGUUCCAAAAUGAUGCAGUAACUUAAUACACACAUACGUAUAUUGGCGCAUAUUAUAUCAGAAAUAAUUCUAAAUACUACAUUUUUUUUUAACAAACACAUCAGGAUUAGAUUUUAAACUUUUUAAAAUAAUUUAAAACCGCCUUAUCCACGCAUUGUAUAAAACGUAGGCUUAUAAAAUUUACCUAUACAUUUUACCGAAUAGGUAACGUACUCUCCGAUAUUUAAAUAUCACGUACAGGGUCUAGUGUAUAUUUUUGCAUCCAAUAUUUUAAAACUUUCAAUAGAUAUAAUCUUAUUGGAAAACAUAAAUAAAUAAAAUUAUAGAACAAUACUGUCAACCAAACCCACCACCAUUGUACGUCCUGCAUUAAUGCCUAUAUAUAUAUUAUAUAUGUUACUACUAAUGACUAAUCACAAUAUAAAAAAAAAUAUUCUUUUUGAAAAAUAGUUUGGGUGUAUAAUCAAGAAAUGUUUAAAAAUGUUCCAACUUACUUAAUAAUAAAGUUCGAUUGUUUAGUUUAAAAAUAUUUAUGCAACACAAGUUUCGUCAAUUCCUACGUUAUUAAUUUUACUUCGUGUAUAAGUAAUAAAGUUGACAAACAUUUUAUUAAUUAUCUACCUAUAUAUUAUUAAUUCAAAUUUUUUCAUUAAUUUAAAAUAGAAUGUCGAUUUUUAUAAUAAAAGAAAAUAAUAUGUAGGACGUAUAGGUAGUAUAGUAUACGUCAUAUUGUAUAAUAAUAAUAAUAACAACAAUAAUAAUAAUAAUAACAAUAAUAAUAAUAAUAAUAAUAAUAAUUAUAAUAAUAAAUUAGGUCCUUAUUUUUUGAACAGAACUACAAAUUGUGUACCUACUUACUCCCAUAAAUGCAAUUUGCGCCGUUAAAAAAAAAAUACAAACACACGCACAUUCAAAUUGUACGGCAAUUCACAACAUUUGUUCAUCCUUAACAAAACUGUAAUUUUUGCUUUGUGCUUCGACAGUUAGUAUAAAAAAUAACAUCAUUCAUUUUAAAUUAUUACAAUAAUAGUCAUUAUUUUAUAUAGGUAGUCAGGUAGAUACUUUUUAAUUAUGACACAAUAUCAAUGUGUAUCAUUGCCUUAUUAGUUGAUUCUAUUUUAUAUAUUUUUUAUAACCACACAUAAUACAAAUUUUUUUUCAUUCUGUGUUAUCAUUUAUCGUUUUAGUCUUGUAGGUACAUCUACGUGUUUUACAACAUGCUUUAUUUUUUACCCCAUGACUUGCCUUACUUGGCAUUUCACAGAAAUUCUAGGAAUAUAAUACAGUAGAUAUUCGAUUUGCGGAGCCACACGAGUUCAAAACAUGGGAAAUCACUUAAGAAAAACGAACUUUUGGCUCUAAAAGGUCAACAGCUAUACAAUUUACAUGCACCCCGUGUCGUAAAUUAUACGUCUAAAAUAUUCUUUAUCAGCCGUGGUGCACAUGACAAAUUAUACAUAAAUCACUUUCUGUGUAUGAGUGUGGCACAAAUUAUAUAUAUUUUUUGUCAUCUUCUUGGCAAAAAUUGCAUAGUAGGUAGGUACCAAAGUCUUAAAGUCAAAACAUUAGUUUGUAAUAAUAUAUUUUAGAGCAUAUAUCAUAAAAAUUCUUAUAUUAAAAUCAAUACAAUGUUACGAUCAAAAACUUUAUAUUCAUCAUAUCAUUAAACACUAAUUUUCGUGCAUAGAUAUGACAUACAUAAUAUUUUGAACACACGACAAUAUCAAAACUAUAAAAUAGGUACCUAGUCUGCUACAGAACUAGUAUCUAUAGCCUAUUGGCUUUUAUAUUAAUAAAUAACUUAUGAAAACACAAGUCAUGUACCUAACUACUUACGUUCAAAAAGCUAUAAAAUAACCUAGGUAUUAAAUACCUAAUAGUUUUCAUUUUUUAUAACCUACCUAUUUCUAUUUAAGCCGUCGAGGUAGGCACGUCGAAAUUUAGAAUUUCAAAAUGUAAUAUAGCCAUACCAUUUACCACUUCAGUGUAUGCCGUUAUAUUUACUUGGUUUCAAAAACGGCUUAGGUAGGUACAUUUUUAGGUUACCUAGGUAACCUAUUACAAUUGUUUUCGUUGUGCUUUGUAUUUUCGUAACUUUAUUGAAUUUCUAGUGCACAACAAUAUGAGUUGUACCUAUAUCAAAAUCAAACUUAAAACAACAUUGUCAUUGAAUUUUUAAUAAAACGAUUUCUUAUAUAAGGUUAACACUUAUUUAUUUAAAAUUUAAAUAUUUUUAUAUUUUUAGAUAGGCACCUAUAUAAUUAUUAAUAUAUAUAUUAUAAUCAAUAAAAUAAACAUGUAAUAUUAUUAUGAUUAUACUCAAUAAUCGUAAUUGAUUUUUUUUCAAGACGAAAAAAUUAAAUAACUAUGUAACAAUAAAUAGGUAGGUAGGUAGUAUAUAAAUACUUAUAUUGAAAAUUAACAUUUUUCCAAGUUAUAUUAUUUCCAUUUUCACAAAAGGUAUUAAAGUGAUUUUAUUUAUUAUUUUUACAGCUAAUAGUCGAUUGAAACACUAAGUGAUAGGUAGGUAUGCAUAAAUAUUAAAAUUUGGAACCGUUGGUGAAUUAUUUUCAAUAACAUAUUCCAAUAUUGAGUAGAGUUGUUGUAUAGGAAAAUUCUCGGAAAUUAUAAAUUUAAAUGUGUCUUCUUACCUGUAGGCACUUACCUAUUAUGUCGUGGGUAACUCGCAAUACUUCCAAUGAAAGAAUUAUAUUAUUGCUGAGUGCUGACCUUCUCUCCUACUAUGAUACCUACCUAUUGAAAAGAAACGGUUUUUAAAAUAAUAUACAUAAUAUAGUUUCAUUGAUUAUAAAUAGUAUUUAUAAUCAAUGGUAAUAGGUAGAGGUAGUUUAAUAAAAUCAAAUAAUAUUAUUUUGUUCAUCAAUUUUGGAAAAAAACCAAUUAGCCCGUAAGUAAAAAUCAAUAAAAUAUUAAGUAGGUAGGUAAUAGGUAUUCAUUUUAUUAAGUUAAAAUACCUACGUAAAAGGUUAGUACGUACCUACUGCAGUCAAAAUAUAAUAUAGGUAGGUAGUAGGUACUAUUAAUCCUAGUACUUACCUAUAAAAAAAAAAGGUUAGGUUAGAUUAAGUAUCUACAAAACAACUUAUAAUCCAUUCAUACAAUAAUAUUAGCCUGACUAAAGUUAAUUUAUAACUUUUAUUAAGCUAUAACAUAGGUACCUAUAAUAUUUCGUUUUCAUUUUUAUAGUCUGAUAUAAUAUUUUAACCGCUUAGGAUUUACUGUUUGUUACGGCGUGAUACAUAAUUUAUUAUUAAUAUAGGUAGCAAACUCUAUUUUACACUAUCAUACAAUUUGCAAUCAUUACCUACUCAUUAUUGUACCGUGUACAUUCCACAUUUAUAUACAAAGGAUUCUAACACCAUUAUAGUUAUAAAAUAAAAUAAAUCAUCAUGCGUUUUCUUAUGCCUAUUUGUAUUAUCAACGACCUGUAUUUAAUAUUUAUAAUAUUUUUUUAGGUGCCUAGGUAUUAUAUAUUAUUACGUUAUAUUAAUAUAUUAUUAAUUAUUAUCAUCAUGGCUUAUUACGCUUUUCAUUUUUUCUUUUUUAAUAAAAAUGUCAAACAGCAAUGACAUUUAAAUUUUAAAUCAUAAUCGUAAUAUGUAAGUGCCUUUGUGUAGUCGUAUUGUUUUGCGAAUAAUGGUUGUAAUUUAAUAUUGUUUAUCAAACAUUAUAAUAAUGGAUCAACGGGUAUAUUUGUAAAUUGCAAAUUGUAAUCAAAGUUUAGUGGCACAUUGAACGUUAUGGAAAACACAAUAUUUCAUUGUUGCGUGUGCGUAUAUUUUAUUUGGGUAUUUUUAAGCAGUCAAGCAUAUCAAUUUACGCUGUGUUAUUAUUUUUAAAGUUGUAUAACUCGUAUUAAUAUUAUUAUUAUUAUUAUUAUUAUUAUUGUUAUAUGUCUAUAGUGGCAUUGGCAUAAUGAUUUAAAUUUUUGUUAGUUCGUUUUCAUUACCUAUAUUAUGGCAAUUAUUAAUUUUUUUUCUGUUUGCAUUGUUAUUUUUUUAUAAAAUAUUAUUUUAGAAAAUGAAAAACAACGUUACUGCUAAUUGCUAAUCGUACUCAUGAAAUAUUGAUACAUUUUAUAUUCUCAAUAUAAUAAUAUAAUAUAGGUAAUAUACUAAUUAUAUAUUAUAUUAUUAUUUAUUAUACAUAAUUAAAUGUCAAAUUGUAUAGUUUACUGUUUAACAGAUAAUAUUUAUAAUAUUUUAACAUAUUCAGUAGUCUUAGAUUUAAUUUAUAUAAAAUUUAUAAAUGUACCUAUAUAAUAUAAAUAAAAUAUAUGACUUUAGCUGAGUUUAGAUUUAAUAUAAUAUGUAAUUUAAUAUCAAUUUUAAUUUUCUUUAAAUCAUAGCGUAGCUACAUAAUUUGUAGUUUUUUCUUAACUAAAAAUAGUUUUAAAGUAUUUUUUUGGCAUUUGUUAUUUUAUACACAGGUACUCAUUUUUCUUGUAAUAAAAAAAUAUAUAAAUAUAGAUAUUUAUAUUAUUAUAUAAUAUAUUUGAUACACAAAUAUUUUAUGAUGUUAUUAUGAGUAGUUGACCAAUAACUGCAUAACAUCUACACACCACCUACCUAAACUUUAAAACGUACAUAACAUACCUACUAUUUUAAUACUUAAUUGAAAUCAGUGACUUAACUUUUAAAUAUUUUAUAUAAUUCAAAUUAUUAAUAAACUAUAAAACUAUGAUGUUGAGGAUGCCGGAUUCUAUUGUUUUUAAACCAAAAAAAUAAUUAUAAUUAAGUUUAUAAAUUAAUGAUUAUUCAGAGGUGUAAAUGUAUAUGUUUUAUUUGUUUAAACAACAAUAGAAGUACUCACCUAAGUGAUUUUCCUGUGUAAAUGUGUAAUACAUAUAUCAAAAUUAUCAAAAUU